CCCAGUCAGACACAGAUGUAGCUGCAGCUCUGCGAGAGGAGAACAGAAACAGGGAGGGAGACAGUCUGAAGACACUGCAGAGGGAGUGCAGCUAUGGGGAACGCACAAGAAAAACCCCCUGGCAGUGGAGGAGGAGGGGGAAGCAGAUCACAGCAGACCACAGCAGGGAGUGGAACCAGGAGCCGGGGGGAAGGUAGUGUGAGAAAGACCCAGACUCAGAGAGCUCCAGAGAAAGGAUUGGCUAAUGGCACUCAAAGAGAAAACAGCACUGUUGGUGGACAAGAGGAGCAGGGCAGCCCUGCAGUGGACACAAGUUACCUGGACGCCCCUGCUGGGGCCCUUCCUCCUCACCUGGCCCGACUCAAGAAUGAAGGGAACCACCUUUUUAAACAUGGACAAUUUGGAGAUGCCUUAGAGAAGUACACACAGGCUAUUGAUGGAUGUGCCGAAGCAGCCGUCGAUAGUCCAGAAGACCUGUGUAUUCUCUACUCAAACAGAGCAGCCUGUUACCUCAAGGAUGGAAACAGCUCAGACUGCAUACAGGACUGCACCAAGGCUUUGGAGCUGCAGCCUUUUGCCUUGAAGCCCCUGCUGCGUAGAGCGAUGGCUUAUGAGUCACUGGAGCGCUACAGGAAGGCCUAUGUGGAUUAUAAGACCGUCCUGCAGAUAGACACCGGAGUACAGGCAGCUCACGACAGCGUCCACAGGAUCACCAAGAUGCUAAUUGAGCAGGAUGGUCCUGAAUGGAGAGAGAAGCUUCCAGAGAUUCCUGUCGUCCCUCUGUCCAUCCAGCAGCAACACAGAGACAAACCUGUCAGUGCUGAAGUGGCUCAGGCUCGAGCUGCCAGGGCUGCACAGGAGGAGGUCAGAAGAAAAGAGGCUCGUUUUACUUUACUGAAGCGGGAGGGAAAUGACUUGGUAAAGACGGGGCAGUACCAGGAGGCUCUGCAGAAGUACAGCGAAUGUCUCACACUAAAACCCGACGAGUGUGCCCUCUACACCAACAGAGCCAUCUGCCUGCUCAAACUGAAUCGUUUUGAAGAGGCCAAACAGGACUGUGACUCUGCUCUGCGGCUGGAGCCGGGCAACAAGAAAGCCUUCUACAGACGAGCCCUGGCUCAUAAAGGUUUACAGGACUACCUAUCAGCCAGCAGUGACCUGCAAGAAGUCCUCCAGCUAGACCCAAAGGUUCGGGAGGCGGAGCAGGAGCUGGAGGUGGUGACGGGCCUGCUGAGACAGAGUCUGAUGAACAACACUGGACACACACCGAGGGUUUGAUUUCUGUAAAAGAAUAUGGAGGCAGAGAGAAGAAGCAGGUGUGGACAAACACACUGUACUGUAGCAGUAAAGGAGGAAAAGGACUCUUACAGCCAUCAUCUGCAGUAAGUACAACCUCAAAAAGAAAAUGACUGGCAUUAACGUCCUGGGACAGCUCCUCAGACAACCAGCUCUGCACCAUCCGCAGUGUGUGCACACCACAGCGUAACUCCUGAAAACACACAACCUUACAUAAUGGGCAGCUUUAUUUGAAAGGCUAAC
Cheilinus undulatus (humphead wrasse) is the source of this 1539-nucleotide messenger RNA. RefSeq names its product sperm associated antigen 1a (gene spag1a). Bases 94 to 1278 code for a protein of 394 amino acids. The transcript has 8 exons. Gene Ontology annotation, cellular component: cytosol. The record is from RefSeq and is a predicted model, not a curated record. Lineage: Eukaryota; Metazoa; Chordata; Actinopteri; Labriformes; Labridae. Gene Ontology annotation, biological process: axonemal dynein complex assembly. Gene Ontology annotation, molecular function: protein binding.